GUGAAAAUCUGAGAUAAAUGUUCAUUCAUGAAAAUUAAAACUGAAUUCUUGUUAAAUUGCUUUUAAUGUCAGUUUUAAAUCCUAAGUUAAAGUAAGCAGCGUAGUUAAAGUGUCUUUAAAUAAGUUUUACAACAAAAGUGUUCAGGAAAUGUUGGAAUGGAACGAGAAAUCAAAUUAAAAAUCUUUUGCUAUGGAACAAAAGCUGCGUGAUGAUAGUGAUUAUCAGAAUUUAAGAAACGACCCAGCCAACGAAACGAUAAGUCAAUUGGAAUCUAAAAUUGAGGAACAAAAACAAUUAAGGCUACAGGAUGCAAGACAAGUUGAGUUAAAAGCAGCUCGAAUCAAAGAGUGGGUUACAAAUAAACUUCGAGAACUCGAAGAUCAAAAUCGCUUGCUUCGUGAACAAAAUGUUAAAUGUAAUCAACAGCUGGAUCUUUUAAAGAAACACAUUGCAACAACACAAAACACCCGCUACAACACUCAUCAAUCAAUUCGUUCCAGUCUCAGUCUCUCAUCCGAAUAUAGAAAUCGUGGAGAGCAUCGUCGUAGUGAAUCAUUGGACACGAAAAUUACUGGAAAACAAUUAUUUCUUUCUAGUCAUCCGCAAUAUAAAAGACGGUCUCAAAACUACGCCAUGGAUCCACAGGAUCUGAUCAGUAAUUUUAAUGUUGAAGGACUGAAUCUCAUCACUUCAAGUGGUAAUUCUAACAAUUCCGUUACACAUGACUACGCUGAAAUCUACACACCGUCAAUAGAAAAGACGCCUUCAUGGAUGAAAACGCUCGCAAGUUACGGUUCGAGCUCUCCUACCUCAACUUCAGCUGAUUACGUGACAGCAAAACCACCGACACCUCCGCUUCAUCGCUUUCCAUCAUGGGAAGCAAAGAUUUAUGAAGUAGCAAAAGAUGGCUUAGGAGGUGAUGAGAGUGACUCUCAAGAUCAAGAUUUGUCAAGUGCUAAUAUGGACUCGUUGCCACGGACUCAGCAAGGAGCUGUCAUUGGUGGCUAUUGCGAUAUUAAUGUGCCAGUUUAUGCCACAGUUAAAGGACGAGCAUCUCAAAUUCGAUCGAUUCCUUUCUCUGGCGAUUCUAGUGAUGAUUCAAGUGAUGCUGAAGAACAUGUCGCUUCUAUUCCAUGCACACAAUUCAACAAUUCACAUAAUUCAAUGUGCACAGAUAACACAGAAACAAGCAUGAGUGGCUCAAGUCCCUCAAAAAGCUUAAAAACUUCAUCAAGCUUAUCACCUGCAAAACACCAAAGUGCUGGAUCCGACAGUCCUCAAACUAAGAACAACAAUAACAACAAGGAAGUGCUCUUUGAGAAUGACACAAUGGAUUAUGCAAUUCCACCAGAUGCUUUGUCGCAUUGCGAGUCGAUGCAUGCAUCACUACCGUCGAUGAUGAGAGCUUCUUAUAUUGAUUCACCGAAGAAGAUGGAAACAUUAGAGAAGUCUGGUCAUCUGGUGAAGUUAGGUGGAAAGUUGAAGACUUGGCGUAAGCGAUGGUUUGUUCUGAAGAAUGGAGUUUUGACUUAUUGGAAGAGUCAACAUGAUAUCAAUAAGAAACCUCAGGGAGAAAUCACAUUAGAUGAUAAUUGUCGGAUAAUUCAUGCCGAAGGAGCUUCCACAUUUGAGAUUGAUACUGGUAAGAAGAUUUAUUACCUGACUGCUGAUUCAAACGUUCUCAUGGAUGAUUGGGUUCGUGUAUUGCAAAAUGUCCAAAAGAGAAAUGCUGCUAAAUUACUGCUGAGCAAGGAAGAUCAGAAACCAACGGUCGAAGGAUGGUUAACGAAAGUCAAAAAUGGACAUGCUAAGCGUUGUUGGUGUAUUUUGUUAGGAAAAAUGUUUCUGUACUUUAAAACAUCGCACGAUACAAAUCCUUUGGGACAAAUCAAUAUGAGAGAUACGCGAGUCGAAGAAAUGCCAACAUCGGAUUCAGAUUCGGAAGAGAAUGAAGAGCAAAGUCAAAGCACAAAAUUGACAAUUGCAAUUCAUCCGCAACAUCAAGGUCCAACUUAUUUGAUAUUCAAAGAGAAACAAGAACGUGACAAUUGGUUGUAUCAUUUGACAAUUGUGUCAGGUGGUGGCCCGAAUUCUGGUACGCAAUUUGAACAGUUGAUUCAGAAGAUCAUGGAAGCUGAUGGUGAUCCGAACAAUGUUUUGUGGCGUCAUCCAAUCUUACUUUAUUCAAAAGAGAAUACAACGUCACCUUUGACUUCAUUAAAUACGGAAGAAUUACAAAAUGAAGCUCUUAAAUUAUUUAAGAGCUGUCAACUUUUCCUAUCGGUUGCUGUAAAUCAACCUGGCAUUGAUUAUCAUGUUGUGUUAGCUCAAAAUGCUCUUCAACAUGCCUUAGACAUGCCUGAAUUACAAAACGAGUUAAUUUGUUGUCUUAUCAAGCAGACAAGUCGUCAUACGGGACAAAAGAUUAGUACAGGGGCUGGCAUGCAGGUAAACACAAAGAAAUUGGGCAAACAAACCCGAAUUCCACAUAUUCCGGCCAUCGAUUGUAAAUCGAAUCCACCGAAUUUCACAUUCAAUCAAGCAUGGCAGUUGCUGUCACUUGCAGUUUCAUUGUUCGUUCCAAAGAAUAGUCGACUACUUUGGUUUUUAAAGCUUCAUUUGUCGAAGAAUUCUGUUGAUACGAAAACGGAAACUGGCAAGUAUGCUUCAUAUUGUGAAAGAGCUUUAGAACGAACCGUCAAGAAUGGAUCACGUGAAACAAAACCAUCACGAAUGGAAGUUCUUUCAAUCUUAUUAAAGAAUCCUUAUCAUCAUUCUCUUCCCCAUGCCAUUCCUGUUCAUAUGAUGAACGGAACUUAUCAAGUUAUAUCAUUUGAUGGAUCAACAACCAUUGAAGAGUUUCACUCGACCUUAGUUCAAGAGAUCGGUUGUCGUGAUUCGACAAAUGGGUUUACACUCUUCAGUGAUGAUCCUAUUGAGAAAGAUUUGGAACAUUACCUCGAUCCACAUGCAAAACUUUGUGAUGUUAUAUCGAAAUGGGAAACAGCAUUGCGUGAGAAAGGUUCAGGAAAGUUCGAAAAUUCACGAGUUAUUCAAUUGACGUACAAAAAUCGUCUCUAUUGGAAGCACGCAGUCAAGCUUGAAACUGAUAAGGAAAGAUUGCUUUUAUGUUAUCAGAUAAACCAACAAAUUGUUCAAGGAAGAUUUCCAUUGUCACGAGAUUUAGCGCUUGAACUUGCGUCGUUAAUGGCGCAAAUUGACAUGGGAGAUAUUGGUGAGAAAUUAAAGGGAACAUCGCUUCAAGCUGUUGACAAAUUCUAUCCAUAUCGAUAUCGCGACGUUUUAAGUCCCGAAGGCUUAAAAGAAUUGCAAGAAGUACUUGCAAUCAAAUGGGGACUUUUAAAAAGUCGUUCUGUCCUCGAUUGUGUUCGAAUCUACUUAACUUGUGCUCGUAAAUGGAAUCUCUUUGGUGCUGCACUUUUUCAAGCUAAGCCGCGUCAUAUGGAACAAGCCAUGGUAUGGUUAGCAGUUUCAGAAGACGCUCUUCAUAUUUUAGAUCUUUCAUCGAUGUUGCCAUUAGCACGCUACACUUACAGCUCUGUUAUGACAUUUGGUGGAUCUCAAGAUGACUUCAUGUUAGUCGUAGGACCGGAAGAUACAUUGAACCCAAACUUGGAACAGAAAUUAUUAUUCGCUAUGAGUAAACCGAAGAUUCUGGAAAUAACUUUGCUGAUUGCUGAUUAUAUGAAUGCGUUGGGUCAUGCACUUCCAGGAACACCUCAAAUGAAUACACUUACAAGAAAUGGAAGUUAUAGAAGUGCAAAAUCUAAAUUUGCAUCUUCAGCUACUGGCACACCAGCUCAUAAUACUUUGAAUUCGCAUACAUCGCAUACUUUAAACUCUUAUUCAAACACGCUUUAUUCGACAGCUCAUUCUGAUUAUCACAAAAAUUCACUUGAACAUGAUCGAUCUAAAUGAUCUUCAGCUGCUGUUUCCGCACAUUCAAAGAUCUGAAAAAACUUCAUGUGUGUAAACAGUCAAGGAACAAAUAUUUAAAUUGAACAAGAAAAAAAAAAGAAACCAAAAUCUUAGUUUGUAAGUUGAUGACAAUUUUUAAUUGACGACAAAAUUUCUUUCUGAUGUGUAGAUCUGUCACUCAAUAUAAAUUUAUAUUUCACAUGCUGUAAUCUCAAAAAAUAUUUAAUCUCUAUUUAAAAAGUUUAAAAUGGAAAAAGAAAGAUAAAAUGUGUUAGAAUUUUCAUCAGUUGAUUGUGAAAAGAAGGAAGGAAAAGAUAUUUUAGAAAGGACAAUAUGUUGAGUUGAAAAAAGUAUUAGAUUGUGUAUACUUACGAUGAAGGUUGAUUAAUAAUUCAUUAAUGCAAUUCGGAAGGUUUUCUGGGUUUCAUUUGUCAAUAAUUUGCCGUUUAGAUAAACUUCAUCUAUCUACUUAGAAAAUGUUUCGUUAAAAUCCUUAAAAACAUUUAAAAUUUUUAAAGAUUUCUUCUAUGCAGUAUUUUAUGACAUUUAUUUAAAAUUCUAAAGUUUUCACCUAUAUAAUUCUACAUUUUACUUAAACCUAAUUUUCCUUAUAUUUAAUGGUUUUGUGAUUUUGAAGUUGACUUCCCAAUAUCUUGUUUCGUUUGCGUUUUAUUUUAUGUAAGAAUGCUGUGGCUUUUAAAGAUAUUGGGCUUGUGGAUUUCUUUGAAUUUAAGAAUUAUAAUUUCUUUUUUAUUCUUGAAACCAUCAAUACUCCAAAUAAAAUGACAAAUUUUAUCAAGAUACAAACAGACAAAGCCUAAUUUACACAAAGUAGAACGAGAAAUAUGAAAAUCAUUGAUAAACAAAAGUAAUAUUAAUGAACAAGACUCAAUUAUAUCGACUGCUACAUAUAUAAAUUUGCAACUUAUAAAAGGUCAACUCAUUAUACUACAGAAUUUCACUUUCACUUGUGAGAAUUAUUAUGAAAUGAGUAAAUGAUCGAUAGUGAUAGAAAUUAGAUUUUAUAUCAAUGGUAUUUCACUCUGUUAUCAUUUCUCACUGAAAUUUUAUCACAACAGAAGAAGAAACAAAAAAAAUGCGAAUCCCAAGAACAAGAAUGUAGUUUAACAAAAUAAUUCUAAUAAAUCGAC
This is a messenger RNA of Clunio marinus, 5091 nucleotides long. The record is from the annotation of a GenBank genome assembly. Lineage: Eukaryota; Metazoa; Arthropoda; Insecta; Diptera; Chironomidae.